Musa acuminata subsp. malaccensis (wild Malaysian banana) is the source of this 2414-nucleotide messenger RNA. Its product is annotated as protein tesmin/TSO1-like CXC 5. The record is from RefSeq and is a predicted model, not a curated record. Gene Ontology annotation, cellular component: nucleus. Lineage: Eukaryota; Viridiplantae; Streptophyta; Magnoliopsida; Zingiberales; Musaceae. Gene Ontology annotation, biological process: regulation of DNA-templated transcription.
CACCCAGUUUCGUUCGCUUCGUCCUCCGUUGCCCGUCGCGUGCUCGAAAGAUUUCGCCGCACCCCAACAAGAAUCCCACCCUUCUUCCCCUCCGCCACCGCCCGCAGCCGGUCUUCGUGGGGGAUCUCCGCCUGCUUGAUUCCAUCUCUGACACUGAAGAUCCCCCCAACUACCUCGGCCUUUAUUCUAUUUCCAGCUUCACCGGCGACCUCCGAGCUCUCUUAACGCUCGAUCGAAGGGGUCUCCGGUUGUUUGGAAUCUAUGGAGAUUUGGCUUCGUCCAAAAUGAGUAUAAUUCGGUAGGAAUUUUUGGCAGUCUUCUUGCCGCGGGCCUUUAUUUUGUUCCCAGCUCCCCCGACGAUCUCCAAGCUUUCGAUAGCUCGAUCUAAGGGAUCCCCAGUUGUUCGGAAUCCAUAGAAUUUAUUACUUGUUAUAAAAGGAGUAGAAUUCCGAGGAAAGUCUUUGGCCGUCUUUUUUGAAUUGAUCCAUGGAUCAGCGUUUACGGGCUUCCAUGGAGCAAAGUGUUCAACCUGUUUCAUCGGCGUCGUCCGAUUUCCCUCCAAGAAAGCUUGUUCGCCAUCUGGAUUUCACGGCCGUGGCGUAUGGUGGUGUAUCCCCUUCCAACGCAUUAUCAAUAGCCCUUGAUUCGCCGCAGCAGCUGCAGCCGCCGCCGCGGGCCACUCCAGCUUCUCUGUCGCUGUCGCGCCCCUCAAUUCCCUCAAUUACCGCUGGCAAGCCAGAGUCUCCCAAGUCACGGCCACGAUUGUUGUCUGAUGCAAAAGAUGGUACGCCAGCAAGAAAGAAGAAUUGCAACUGCAAACACUCAAAAUGCUUGAAGCUAUAUUGUGAGUGUUUUGCAUCUGGAGUUUAUUGCGAUGGCUGCAACUGUACAAACUGCUGUAACAAUGUUGAGAAUGAAGCUGCUAGGCAUGAGGCUGUUGAAGCUACUCUAGAGCGCAAUCCUAAUGCCUUUAGGCCUAAGAUUGGCAGUAGCCCACAUGCAUCACGGGUUACUAGGGACGAGGCAGGGGAACUUCCUUUGGUGGGAAAGCACAACAAAGGAUGCCACUGUAAGAAGUCUGGGUGCCUCAAGAAAUACUGUGAGUGCUUCCAAGCCAACAUUCUCUGCUCUGAUAAUUGUAAAUGUAUGGACUGUAAGAACUUUGAAGGGAGCGAAGAGAGGAAAGCUCUCUUCCGUGGUGAUCAUGGAAGCACUCUUUACAUGCAGCAGACAGCCAGUGCCACUGUAAAUGGGGCUAUUGGUCCAUCUGGAUUUAUGUCUCCUUCACCAUCUAAGAAGAGGAAAAACCAGGAGCUCCUCUUUGGUGCAUUAGUAAAGGAACCCAUUAAAAGGCUUGCGCAACUUCCACAGGCAAAGACUUCAGCACCUUCCUCCUUUUCUGCUUCUGUUCCUGCGGCCAGUGCUAUCAAUACUGCUCCAGUGGUAUCUACUAAAGUCACUUACAGAUCUCUUCUAGCAGACAUAGUCCAACCAGAGCACAUUAGGGACCUGUGCAAGCUUUUGGCGGUGGUGUCUGGGAAGGUUGCCAAAACAUUUGCUGAUAGAAAAGCUCAGAAGUUAACAGAGAAGGAAGGCCAAUCUGAAAGGUCUCCCAUACAAUCAAAUGAUGACAUAGAUCAGACAUGGCAUGAUCUGGAUAUGAAGAAAGCACCAGCGGAUGAGUUUUCAAGUGAAAUUCCUGUGGAGAAAGCUAACACGGAAGAGUCUGGAUCUGAUUGUAGGGAUGGACAGAAGGGUGGAAGGCCAACGUCUCCUGGAACACUGGCUUUGUUGUGUGAUGAGCAAGACACAAUUUUUAUGCCGUCUCAGGCUACCGAUACAGUUUCAAAAUCUUUCAGCAACCAGAGCAUAACAGAGGUCUAUGUGGAGCAAGAGAGGUGUGUAUUAAUGGAGUUCAGAGACUAUCUCCUCAAGCUAGUCACCUAUGGACAAAUGAAAGAAGAGAAAUACUCGUCCAGGUCUGCAGAGCAUGAGAAACCAUGUCAUUUGGAAUCAGCCAUUAAUGGUGUUGCUACAACAGUAGUGCCAGUUGCUAUGGAGACUCCUCAGAUCGCUGCUUACUCUAGCAAGUAUUAUCGUGUUGGACAGCAAAACAUAGGGAAUGGUGACAUCAAGCCUAAUACUGAGAAAUCAGAGGUAUGAACAAGCAACCAACACUAGUUUGUUCUGUAAUAUUUCCAAGGCAUGGAUUUGCUCAGUCUUAUUAUUACAAGUCGACUGAGCCCAUUUCCAAAGUUUGUACUCGUUUUAGUGGAAGUUAUAGAUAGCUUAUUCAUAUUUCUACAGAGCAUCAGAUGUAGGGUGGCUGCCGCCACUGGAUGUCUUCUCCUUUUGUAAUCAUUGGAUCUCACAGACUUAAUAAUUCAUAUGAUAGGGGAUUGAUAUCAUAGAAA